GAAAUCGCUAGUCAGUUUUCGAGCGAUCACCGGGCGGAGUGGACAGCCGUUCGAUGCAUUCAACGAUGAGACUGAUCUUCACCCUGGUUGCUUUAGUGCUGAUAACGUCACACGAUCGACUUAUUUCGUGCAACGAUUCUUCGGAAGAGGACGACAUUUUUAAAGAUUAUAAGGUAUGUCCCGGCGGAUACUGUCUUGCUCCUCAUAUGUGUAGAAACGGAUCGGUCAACGUCCAUGGUAGCGAUAUCAUUGAAGUACGAUUUGACGACGAAGACGAACCCAUUUAUGUAGAUCUAGACGACCAAAGCGACCCGUGCGAAGAAUUCCUAAUGAAAUGCUGCGCUGUAAACGAAGGAGUCCGUUCUUCGCCAAACGUGCCGAUUAAACCACCAGUACAGGAAGAUUCGGAUGAGGCCUUCGAACUGCCGCCUCCAACCUGUGGCAUAAACCGUCCCAACGGGUACGUCUAUCGAGUUACCAAGAGUGAUAUUGCCCAGUUUGCCGAAUUCCCCUGGAUGGCAGUACUGUUGGAGCGCCGGACGCUUCUCGACAAAGAUACCUUACUGUACUUUUGUGGUGGAUCUCUGAUUCACCCACAGGUGAUUCUGACGGCCGCCCAUUGUGUGAAGAAUUUGAUCAACGCUAUGGACACACUGUUGGUGCGAUUAGGCGAAUGGGACACGGUAACGGUUAAUGAACCACUUAAGCACGAGGAACUAGGAAUUCGGAAAAUCAUUAUUCACGAAAAUUACGUGGACCGAAUUCACCACAACGAUAUAGCUCUGCUAAUACUGGAGAAAAGGGCUAACCUGAACGUGCACAUCAAUCCAGUCUGUCUGCCCAAAACGGACGACAACUUCGAUGGCCAGCGCUGCAUGGUUUCCGGGUGGGGCAGGGAGAACUUCAAACCGGAUGGAAAGUAUUCGGAAGUGUUGAAGAAGGUUGAACUGCCGGUUAUUCCGCGGAAGCGGUGCAAACAAAUGUUCAGAGCGACCAGCUUGGGACCGCUGUUUCAGUUGCACAAAAGCUUCCUAUGUGCCGGUGCCGAGGCUGGCGUGGACACGUGCAAAGGAGACGGCGGGUCGCCGUUGGUCUGUAAGCGUGACGGAGUAUUCGUCCAGACCGGAAUCGUUGCCUGGGGUAUUGGCUGUGGUGGGGCUGACGUUCCUGGCGCGUACGUAAAAGUGUCGCAGUUUGUCGAAUGGAUCGCGGAGAAGAUACAGCAAGAAGGGGUAUAGUUCUGGGCAUUCUAGUGAAUUAUGAAAGAUGAUUAGAAAUAAACCUAGUGCGUCUAGUAAGCUU
This is a messenger RNA of Aedes aegypti (yellow fever mosquito), 1302 nucleotides long. RefSeq names its product tryptase. Lineage: Eukaryota; Metazoa; Arthropoda; Insecta; Diptera; Culicidae. Gene Ontology annotation, molecular function: serine-type endopeptidase activity. Bases 54 to 1238 code for a protein of 394 amino acids. The transcript has 5 exons. Gene Ontology annotation, biological process: proteolysis. The record is from RefSeq and is a predicted model, not a curated record.